CUCCCCAUCCGAUGAAAAUCCCGGGUUGCAAUGUCGAACCUCCGCGUGCAAUCUGCCGUUGCCGCCGCGCUGGCUGGUGUUGAUACUACCUCCUUGCUGUGCCUCUCGCCGUAUAUACUACUUCCGCUCCGGAUUUUUCUGUUGCUCCAGCAGUCGCUCCUCAAAUCUCCAACCAUCCGCUCGACUUGUCGUCAGUACGCAUCCAGAGUCAAGCACGGCCGCAGCUUCAAUCAAAAUCUUAAGACCAAAUUUCUAUACCUUAGGAAUUCGAAUUCGACCGUCGUUUUUUAACAGCGCCAUUCAGGAAGAAUAUUCAACUGUUUAUCAACUUAUAUUGCGAUUAUUUCGUCAGCACUUUGGCUCUGUCAUAACUUCUAUUCAUCAGCGUGAUUUUCAGGACGACAUGAGUUCGCUAAUUCGUUUCUGUUGGUGCUGGACCCUUUUAGUGACGACGCUAGUGAGAUUAUCACCCGCCGCUCUUACCGCGACAGAUGGAGAGGAACCGGAGCCAGAGUUUAUUGACCAAAUAGGCAACGUGACGAUAGCUCAGGGAAGAGAUGCUAUCCUAUCUUGUUCCGUCGCCCACUUGAACGACUACACGGUUGGCUGGGUGAAGGUGGACACGAAAGCCAUUCAGGCAACUGGCAGGCGAGUGGUGACUCUAAAUACUCGCGUCUCGGUCGAGAAUAUUCCCGGCUCGCCCGUUUGGAAACUGAUCAUCAAGAGCGCCCAACCCGACGACGCUGGUUACUACAUGGCUCAAAUCAACACGGACCCGAUGAAGAGUCAAAUGGCUUAUUUAUCGGUUAUGGAACCGCCCAAUAUUGACGACGAGGCGACGCCGAGUAUCAGGCAAAUCCGAGAGAAUGAAUCGGUUGACCUCCAUUGUCAGGCCAGCGGCCAGCCCAUGCCGAACAUAACAUGGAAGCGAGAAGACGGCACAAACAUCAGUCAUGAUUCCUGCCGCCAUUUGAAUGAUAACAACAUUCAACAACAACAAAAAGAUCUGUCGCUAACCGGCUCACUCCCCAAGGGUUACGGCCGAUUUUGCAUCGCUUCGACCGGACGUUCCUCAAUGGGAACUUACCUUUGUAUCGCUUCCAAUGGAGUACUGCCGGCAGUCAGCAAACGUAUCCAGCUCGUCGUUUUAUUCCCGACUACCAUUCGGGCAGAAAAACCAUUAGUGGGAGCUCCCGCUGGAGUCAAUGGCGUAGGGCUGGAGUGUAUUGUUGAAGCCUCGCCCAUGACUCAUCACCUCUUCUGGUACAAAGGCAAUUACUCACUCGGUUCAACACAACGCUAUUCUUUGACGGUACAAAAGAUCAACAUCUACACUAUUAAGAUGACGUUGGCUAUUCUAAAUCUACGUGAGGAGGAUGCCGGUCUCUACCGGUGCCAAGCGGGAAAGAGCGAAGCAACAAUCCGCCUCUAUAUACACACUCCACUGACUACAACGACACAGUCAACAACUGUUGAAUGGACCAGCAUUGCAACUGAAACAGCGCCAUGGAAACAGAGGCCGGCCAGAACUAAUAGCCCCAGCAAUAAACUAUUUAGUCAAACUUCUAAUAUGGUCACGACGGAAGCUUAUAGGUCGGUGACACUCUAUCAACACACAUCCUCUGAUGAAGCUGAUGUUUUUACUAGCAGUAAAAAACCCGCACAAGACGUCAUUUACAAAAACCUAUCUUUUCAUAGAGGCCAAUCUAGUAGUUCACCAAAAUUGGCAAAAUUUAGUCUCGUUCAACUAUUACUGAUUCCUUCAAUCAUUACUAGUUUCACAGAGGUGAUUUGGUUCUUCUCGUGUAAUAGGUAAAAAUUUGAACAGCUCAUAGACACGGUUUAUAUUAUGUAGCCUAGUGAGAAAUAACUUCCCAGUUGCUGUAUGUAAAAAAAAAUAUACAAUAGUCGUUCCUGCGGCUCAUUCAAAAUGUUAA
Daphnia pulex (common water flea) is the source of this 1937-nucleotide messenger RNA. Its product is annotated as lachesin-like. Bases 404 to 1816 code for a protein of 470 amino acids. Gene Ontology annotation, cellular component: neuron projection. Lineage: Eukaryota; Metazoa; Arthropoda; Branchiopoda; Diplostraca; Daphniidae. The transcript has 11 exons. The record is from RefSeq and is a predicted model, not a curated record.